Melanaphis sacchari is the source of this 2973-nucleotide messenger RNA. It is a transcript of the gene Eip74EF, whose product is annotated as ecdysone-induced protein 74EF. The record is from RefSeq and is a predicted model, not a curated record. Bases 608 to 2335 code for a protein of 575 amino acids. The transcript is spliced from 12 exons. NCBI's taxonomy places the organism in Eukaryota, Metazoa, Arthropoda, Insecta, Hemiptera, Aphididae. Gene Ontology annotation, cellular component: nucleus. Gene Ontology annotation, biological process: cell differentiation; regulation of transcription by RNA polymerase II. Gene Ontology annotation, molecular function: sequence-specific DNA binding; DNA-binding transcription factor activity, RNA polymerase II-specific.
UGUGCGCGCCGUGUCCGACUACGACUAAACACUCGUCCGCUUAUCGACUACUCGAACGGUUCCGACGAAAUAUUGUUAACCGUUUAAUUAUUAUAUUAUAUUAUUAUUAUUGUUAAUUUAUUUUCUCGCUUAAUAUACUCUCAUUUAAAAUUAUAUAUUUUCAUAUCGCCGUAACAUACAUUUACCAUAGUGUUUUAAUUUAAUUUUUAUAUUAUUAUUUAUAAGUGCGUUCUUCUGUGCUUUUGAAUUUCGCUGCAGUGCUGUUUUGUAUUUUUACCUGUAUAUUAUUAUUUUUUUUUUUUUUUUAAAUUGUGCACGGUUUACGACCCUCUCGCCGUUUGGAUAUAACGUUCUCUGAUUCUACACACAUUGACCUGGAUCUAUUAUCUGAACACGAAAAUGUAUUUGAAAGAAAAAUGGAAACGAACCUCCGUUAGCAGACAAUGAACAAAAACGAAAGUGGAACAUCGCAUAAAAUAUCGAAGAGACGUGGGUCCACGACUCACUAAUAAUCAUCCUGGCUUUUGUGAAGCCCACACCACCCGGCCAAUCAUUGUCCGCUGGUGUAGUAGUUGCUGGCAAGACAUCGACCAUCUCAGGUUCAGGUAUGCCUUUCAUGGACGAUGUGUUACUCUGGUGUCCAGAGGCCGAGACGAAAAUUGACGAUUUUACCGAAUGUCUUGGUAACGAAGUUUCCAGUCUCGGCGAACUACUCCAAUCGGAAAUAUCUAGUGAAUUAGACAAUGCUUUGGACGGAGGAGGAGCAGGUAACCAGGAUGCCGGUGAACACUCUGGCGAUGAUGAUAUUUUCAAGCAGUUAUCCGACUCGUCCGCGUUACUUGAACAGUUUUUCGAUUUUGUUAAUUGUGAUAUAAAGGAAGAAAAUAAUAACAAUGUUAUGUCAACGGGUAACAAAAACCAUGCUGCUGUUGCAUUACUUCAAGAACUACAACGCACAAAUGCUGGCAAAAAAUUCAAUAUAACCACUGCCAAUCCUUUACUUGCAGAAAAACUUUUGAAUCCUGUGUCUCAGCUAAAUCCAAGUUUAAACCAAAAUUCAGAUAUGUUCAUCAAUCAAAACAAGUACAUCAAGACGGAACCUUCAAUAAAUGAUACAGGUAAUGAAAAGGACGAGAACAUCGACUUCCUGGAUCACCUCCGGAUCGCUGGCAACGGUGGUGUAGGAAACCCAGGAGCGGCCGACCAUCUGCCGCCCAGGCAACAGUUGUCGUUUGCCCUGCCCCACGGAUUCCAUCAUGCCGGCUCUCUGCCUCCCAGCCCCGCGGACUCCGGAGUGUCCGACGUGGACAGCAGCAGCAGUGGACACACGUCCACCGACACCGAGCUCAGGGCUCGGCUCCAACCGCACCAGUAUCACCACCAAGUCUCUUCUUGUGGUCGCCGUACUAGUCCAGACCCACCGAGUAUCGCACAAUGUCAUCAGCAGCAGCAACAACAACAACAACAACAGCAACAGCAACAACAGCAACAGCAACAGCAACAACAGGACUUAUUCUCCAGGAUAUACGGAGUGAACGCUCCACCACCGGGUGCUUACCAUCAUCCCGGUCCCGCGCCUCCAUCGCCCAAACAUCCACUUUUCAUGCGAAAUAAUCAUCCUUAUGGAGGCGGCGUCGCUGGCUAUCAUCCAUCGGCAAUCGGUGGCUACGGUUCGGCGGUUAGCCCUACAUCCGGCGGUCACUUCACCAUGCCACCGUGCCCACCCACGGCCGCGCUUCCGGGCGCUGGCACCGUGGUCGGUCGCGGGUCUGUCAUCCAGGCGGCCGCGGCCAACUGUUACCAGCCCAACGGCGCCGGAGCGGCUAAUCUCAAUGACCUGUACUACAUGGACUUUGGCGCACCCACCGCGGCCGCGGCCAUGUACCACCAAAAGGCAGUCGGGAACAAGAGCAGCAGUAACAAGAAGCCCAAGAAAUACGGCAGUGUCGGCCGACCGUCCGCGGCCGGUUCACCGGGAGUCAUCCAACAGCAGUCUUGUCCGGCCACGGGACCCAAGCGGAAAAGCCGAGAAGGUUCCACGACAUACCUGUGGGAGUUUUUGUUGAAACUGUUGCAAAACUCCGACUACUGCCCGAGGUUCAUCAAGUGGUUGAAUCGAGAAAAGGGUGUUUUCAAGUUGGUCGACUCCAAGGCGGUGUCUAAACUUUGGGGAGAGCACAAGAAUAAACCCGACAUGAAUUACGAGACGAUGGGACGUGCUCUCAGGUAUUACUACCAGAGAGGAAUUCUGGCCAAAGUAGACGGCCAGAGACUGGUGUACCAGUUUGUCGACGUCCCCAAAGACAUCGUCGAAAUUGAUUGUUCCGGCGCAUGAGGAUUAUGUAAACCCGAAAACAACCAAAGACCUCGUAAUGAUAAUAUAUAAUAUACAAAUAUAUUGUCAUCUUCAUCAUUACAAUUGCUAUAUUAUAAUUUAUUCUUUCCGCCUCGGAUGCAAAAUCGUCGUCGCUAGUCCGUCGUCAUAUUAUUAUUAUUAUUAUUUUUAUUAUUAUUAAUAUUAUUAUCAUUACCGUAAGUAGGUAAAAUUUAACCUGCAUCCGGUGUGUAUAACAUGUAUAUAAGAUGAAUGUAUGUGCGUGCGUGUGUAAUUUAUAUAAUAUUAUUAGUAUAUAGAAUUCUGCACUAUUCGAGUUUAGGCUCGUCCGCCGUGUAAAUAUCGCGCAAAAACUUGUGUUUCUUUUUUUUUUCGUAUUAUAUUUUUUUUCACGUGAACGUGUGCUGCUGCCAUCGCUGCUGCUACCGUUUAAACAAUGUAAUAUUAUAAUAAUAUAUUUUAAUGUACUCCCUGCUGGUUGUUGUAGCUGAUGCUACUGCAACCGUCGUCUGUGUGCAUGUGUAUAUGUGUGUGUGUGUAAAGACUGACAAUAAUUAACCGAGAAGAUAUUAUGAUAUAAUAUACAAAUAUAUAUAUUAUAUUUAAUAACAUUUAAAAAAAAAAUUUAAAAAAAAAAA